This is a messenger RNA of Ilex paraguariensis (yerba mate), 549 nucleotides long. Lineage: Eukaryota; Viridiplantae; Streptophyta; Magnoliopsida; Aquifoliales; Aquifoliaceae. The record is from the annotation of a GenBank genome assembly.
AUGAAAAUUACCCGUACCCAGAUUGGAGAAUCACUCGGAUUCAUCAGAAAUCACCGCCAACUGUUGGGCCGACUCGAGGCGCUCGAGGGCUUUCUGGUGGGCCCAGGUCUCGAUGGUGAGAUCGGGCUUGGCGUUGAGCCCAACGCCGAGGAUGACGAUGGUGAGGAAGCUCGUGAUGUAGCAUGGCAGCUCCCAGUCCUCCCACUUCCUCGACUGACCUGGUGGUGGCAGCGUUCUGUUCAAAAAAUAGCCGUUGGGGCGUUUUUGGUGGCCGGGAGUGGCCCACCGGCUUGGGCCAUCUCCGCCACCUCCUCGGAUGCGAAGGGUGGCGCUCAGCCUUGUUCGGAGCAUGCCUGCGGCGCUCGCGAAGGUCUUUGGGGACGGCAUUUUUGGAGGAGAGAGAAAGAGAGACUCCGAGAGAGCUUAACUUGGAUCUGGCUUUGCCAAGGGUGGUCUUGCGUGAGUGUCACUGACAAUUACGACGUCGUUGUAAGUUGCCAAUUGAGGAUUUCCCUUUCGUACAAUUUUAUUUCCAAAACGCCGUCGUAG